This is a messenger RNA of Dipodomys ordii (Ord's kangaroo rat), 627 nucleotides long. RefSeq names its product acyl-CoA desaturase 1-like. The record is from RefSeq and is a predicted model, not a curated record. Gene Ontology annotation, biological process: unsaturated fatty acid biosynthetic process; response to fatty acid. The coding region runs from base 1 to 627 and encodes 208 amino acids. Gene Ontology annotation, cellular component: endoplasmic reticulum membrane. Gene Ontology annotation, molecular function: palmitoyl-CoA 9-desaturase activity; iron ion binding; stearoyl-CoA 9-desaturase activity. Lineage: Eukaryota; Metazoa; Chordata; Mammalia; Rodentia; Heteromyidae. The transcript has 3 exons.
AUGGUGGGUCACUCACCUUGCGUCGUCCCCACUCUCCUCCUGGAUCUGUCUCUCCUCGGGGUCUGUCGAGGUGAUCUCGUGAUCUCGGACUGUACUUGGCCAAGUUUUCCCGGAGGACGGCGUUCCUUCCUUAAUCAGAGGCUCGUGCCCCACGUUGGGUGCCAGUUGUCCCGACCUGCAGGACUUCAACGAGGGUACUAUAAUCCCAGCAUCCUGUUAAUAUGCUUCAUCUGGCCCACACUAGUGCCCUGGUACUGUUGGGGUGAAACUUUUCGACACAGCUUGUAUGUUGCUACUUUCCUGCAAUACACUGUAGUGCUCAAUGUAAUCUGGCUUGUGAACAGCGCUGCUCACCUCUAUGGAUAUCACCCUUAUGACAAGAACAUUGAGGCCCAUGAAAAUGUCCUGCUUUCGCUGGGAACUCUGGGUGAAGGCUUCCAUAACUACCACCACAUCUUCCCCUAUGAUUACUCUGCCAGUGAGUACCACUGGAGCUUCAACUUCACCACAUUCUUCGUUGACUGCAUGGCUGCCAUUGGGCUGGCUUAUGACCUGAAGAAAGUACCCAAGGCCUCCAUGUUGGCCAGGAUUAAGAGAACUGGAGAUGGAAGCUAUAAGAGUGGCUGA